Lobosporangium transversale is the source of this 635-nucleotide messenger RNA. RefSeq names its product ribosomal L18ae/LX protein domain-domain-containing protein. Gene Ontology annotation, biological process: translation. The coding region runs from base 18 to 548 and encodes 176 amino acids. The record is from RefSeq and is a predicted model, not a curated record. Gene Ontology annotation, cellular component: ribosome; cytosolic large ribosomal subunit. NCBI's taxonomy places the organism in Eukaryota, Fungi, Mortierellomycota, Mortierellomycetes, Mortierellales, Mortierellaceae. The transcript is spliced from 3 exons. Gene Ontology annotation, molecular function: structural constituent of ribosome.
CACAGAGCUUCUCAAACAUGUCCAGACUUCACGAGUACCAAAUUGUCGGUCGCCACCUCCCUACCGAGAAGGAGCCCACCCCCAAGCUCUUCCGCAUGCGCCUCUUUGCCCCCAACGAGGUCAUCGCCAAGUCCCGCUUCUGGUACUUCUUGCGCAAGCUGAAGAAGGUCAAGAAGGUCAACGGUGAGAUUGUUGGCAUCAACGAGAUCUUCGAGAAGAAGCCUCUUCAAAUCAAGAACUUCGGUAUCUGGAUCCGCUACGAUUCUCGCUCUGGCACUCACAACAUGUACAAGGAGUACCGUGAGUUGUCUCGCGUUGCUGCUGUUGAGGCCUGCUACUCCGACAUGGCUUCUCGCCACCGCGCCCGCUCUCGCUCCAUCCAGGUCAUCCGUGUUGCUGAGGUUGCCAACUCUGAGGUUCGUCGCCCUUACAUCAAGCAGCUCUUGGUCCCCAACCUCAAGUUCCCCUUGCCUCACCGCGUCAUUCGCGCUGCCGACAAGUCUCACCGCGCUCUCUUCAUGGGUUCGCGCCCCUCCACUUUCUACUAAGCUAUCUAUGCGCCAAUUUGUUUUGGCACAUGGCGGUUCUAGAGAGGACGCUUUAAUGCUCUAAUAAAUAGCCGUUUCUGAAUGGAC